AUGGCGCUUCCCAGCACGCUGAACCGAUACUUGCUACUGUUGGCGCAGGAGCACCUGGAGUUCCGGCUGCCGGAAAUAAAGUCUUUACUUUCGCUUUUUGGAGGUCGAUUCAGCAACCAUCAGGAAAUUCAUGGAAAAUCUCCAUUUUGGAUUCUUAGCAUUCCCUCAGAAGAUAUUGCCAGGAAUUUAAUGAAACGGACAGUAUGUGCAAAGUCUAUAUUUGAAUUAUGGGGUCAUGGAAAAUCUCCAGAGGAACUAUACAAAUCUCUAAAAAGUUAUCCCAUGGAAAAGAUGGCUCCAUUUCUACAUUCAGAUACUACAUAUAAAAUAAAGAUUCACACAUUUAAUAAAACGUUAACACAAGAAGAAAAAAUCAAGCGAAUAGAUGCACUUGAAUUUCUGCCGUUUGAAGGAAAAGUGAAUUUAAAAACUCCACAGCAUAUAUUUUCUAUCUUGGAAGAUUAUGGCUUGGAUCCAAACCACAUCCCAGAGAAACCACUUAAUAUUUAUUUUGGUAGAUGGAUUGCUGAUGGACAGAGAGAGCUUAUUGAGUCAUACAGUGUUAAAAAGAGACAUUUUAUUGGGAACACAAGCAUGGAUGCUGGGCUAUCAUUCAUCAUGGCCAAUCAUGGGAAGGUGAAAGAAAAUGACAUUGUCUUUGAUCCAUUUGUUGGAACAGGUGGCCUCUUGAUACCCUCUGCUCAUUUUGGGGCCUAUGUAUGUGGAACAGACAUAGAUUACAAUACAGUUCAUGGAUUGGGAAAGGCUAGUAGGAAAAAUCAAAAAUGGAGAGGUCCAGAUGAAAAUAUUAAGGCAAAUCUUCGCCAGUAUGGCUUGGAGAAAUACUACCUUGAUGUCCUCGUUUCAGAUGCAUCUAAGCCUUCCUGGAGAAAGGGAUUGUUUUUUGAUGCAAUCAUCACUGAUCCUCCCUAUGGUAUCAGAGAAUCUACUAGAAAAACGGGUUCACAAAAAGAAAUGCCAAAAGGAAUAGAAAAAUGUCCAGAAAGCCACAUCCCUGUUUCCAUCAAUUAUCAUCUGAGCGACAUGUUUGUAGACCUUCUAAAUUUUGCUGCAGAAACUCUUGUACUUGGUGGAAGACUAGUCUAUUGGCUGCCAGUGUACUUACCAGAAUACACAGAGGAGAUAGUACCACGCCACCCCUGUCUGAAACUCAUUAGCAACUGUGAGCAGAGGCUUUCCAGUCAUACAGCAAGGCGUUUGGUAACAAUGGAAAAGGUGAAAGACUUUGAGGACCAGGAUCAGUAUUCUCACCUAUUAGAUAAUCAGUUUCUGCCUUACAAAGGUCUUAAUUCAUUUCGUGAAAAGUAUUUCAGUGGGGUAACAAAAAGAAUUGCCAAGGAAGAAAAAUCCAUCCAAGAGUGAAAAUUAAGUUUACAACAAAUGAACGAAAACUGAAGAUUUGGGGUUUGAGGAGAAAAGACAUCUGGAUGUUCAUGGAUGUUCCAGAGAACAUGUACUGUUUAAAACUUUUUAAAAUAGAGAAACAAAAUAAAUACAAGGUAAAUUGAGCAAUUCUUUU
Molecule: messenger RNA, 1540 nt
Organism: Gracilinanus agilis (Agile Gracile Mouse Opossum)
Lineage: Eukaryota; Metazoa; Chordata; Mammalia; Didelphimorphia; Didelphidae
Gene: TRMT11
Product: tRNA methyltransferase 11 homolog
Exons: 13
Coding region: 1-1383 (460 amino acids)
Biological process (GO): methylation
Cellular component (GO): cytoplasm
Molecular function (GO): nucleic acid binding
Source: RefSeq, a predicted model, not a curated record